Messenger RNA from Phaeoacremonium minimum UCRPA7, 537 nucleotides. RefSeq names its product putative acetyltransferase protein. The record is from RefSeq and is a predicted model, not a curated record. The transcript has a single exon. The coding region runs from base 1 to 537 and encodes 178 amino acids. Gene Ontology annotation, molecular function: acyltransferase activity, transferring groups other than amino-acyl groups. NCBI's taxonomy places the organism in Eukaryota, Fungi, Ascomycota, Sordariomycetes, Togniniales, Togniniaceae.
AUGGGUGUCACCCAGCUCACCUUCCGUAAGGCGGCGCCAAGCGAUGUUCCUCUUCUUCUACCCCUGAUCAAGUCAGCCUAUCGUGGGGAUGCCAGCCGCGCCGGAUGGACAAGCGAGGCCGACUUGGUGGCAGACGACCGUAUUGACGAGGCUGGCCUGCUGGUAAAGAUCAACGCACCGCAGGGGGCUGUCUUGCUUGCGCACGAUUGUGCCGGCAAUCUCGCCGCAUGUUGCGAGCUACUCAAGAAGAACUCCGAGACUGCCCACUUUGGGCUGUUUGCCGUUGAUCCUGCACGCCAGGCCGGUGGUAUUGGACGGCAGGUGCUAGAGCGCGCAGAACUAUACGCUCGCGAUGCAUGGGGAGUAAGCAGGUUGGAGAUGAGCGUCAUCUGGACACGCGAAGAACUCAUCGCGUGGUACAUUCGAAGAGGAUUCGAACGCACGGGAAAAAAAGCUCCGUUUCCGUAUGCACAUCUAGUCAAUGGCUCAGCUCUCCGCGAUGAUCUAUACUUCGACGUGCUAGCCAAGGGCAUCUGA